Molecule: messenger RNA, 1392 nt
Organism: Magallana angulata
Lineage: Eukaryota; Metazoa; Mollusca; Bivalvia; Ostreida; Ostreidae
Exons: 2
Coding region: 1-1392 (463 amino acids)
Source: RefSeq, a predicted model, not a curated record
AUGCCACAAUAUUGUUGUGUACCGAAUUGUACAAACUAUGGGGGCCAUAAAUUCCCAGAAGACAUCAAUUUACGACAAAAAUGGCGCGUGGCCAUACGAAGAAUGGACCCCCGGACGAAGCGGUUAUGGCAACCAGGAAAAUACGAUGUUGUGUGUUCCUCCCAUUUUAGGGACACGGACUACAAAAUCACACUAUUAGGUGAACGUCCACGACUGAAUAAAGGAGCAGUGCCUUCGAUAUUCCCAUUUGCCCUUUCUUUAUAUAGUAAUGAUUUCCUGAAUGAUGAAAGCCCUAGAUGUUUAAGGAAGAAAAACAGAGAAGGCAUGCUUGCUACCAACGACCAACAUGCAUCGGUAUGUACAGAAGUUCAGAGUGUUGUCGAAGUAAAAGACACUCCCGAAAUUCAGAAUUCUUCAUCAAUCGAGACACCUGAGGAAGACCUGCAUGGACAGUUUGAUCAGAGUGUGCAGUGUGAACUGAAAACAUUUGGUAAAUUUUCUGUCAAAAAUUUUGAAAAUGACCCUAAGAUGAUUAAGUAUUACACUGGCUUUUGUGAUUUUGAACAGUUCAUAUUUUUUUUCAACUGCCUUGGACCUUGUGUUUCUGAACUGUCCCAUCAAACAACACUUAUGGAUCCUAAAGAUCAACUUUUCAUGGUACUCAUGAAGCUGCGACAGGCUAAAGAAGAUGUAGAGUUAGCUCUAUUUUUUGGCAUAUCAGAAUCUUCUGUGUCGCGCAUAUUUAAUACAAGGCUAAACUUUAUGUAUUACCAACUGAAAGAGUUAUGCAUAUGGCCAUCAAAAGAUAUUAUUCAACAGUUUAUGCCUUCUGAUUUUGGACGAAAGUUUCCCAACACACGUGUCAUUCUUGAUGCUACCGAGCUUCCUAUUAACAAACCAUCGGAUGUGAAUGCUCAGAGUAUCACAUGGUCUGCUUAUAAACACAAGAACACAAUGAAGACUAUGAUAGGUUGUACACCAAAAGGUGCUGUAAGUUUUGUCUCUAAAGCAUAUGGUGGAUCAGCGAAUGACCGACAAAUCAUUGAAAAUUCUGAGCUUCUUAAUCCAGAUUUGAAAAUGUUUGAAAAGGGGGACAGUGUUAUGGCGGAUCGUGGUAUCAUGGUUCAAGACCUCUUCGCCUCCCAAGAUGUUUAUGUCAACACCCCAACGAUGUUGAAAGGAAAAUCCCAACUGGAUCCACAGGAAGUUAUCCGCGAUCGCAGAGUGGCAUCAAAGAGAAUACACAUAGAACGUGUCAUAGGACUCAGCAAGGGAUUUAAAAUAUUAAGACAUCCUCUACCACAGAGCAAAUUGCACCUUGGCUCAAGAAUUGUUUUUGUGUGCUUUUCGUUAUCUAAUUUUAGGAAAUCAAUUGUUGAUAGAAAUGCUUAA